AAGUCUGCCACUUACCGCCCAACUUCAAUCAACAGCACUGCGAUUUCAGUUCAGUUUCUGAUCUGAUCGGCUCUCGCAAUACUCAAUCAGGACCGUCGGUUCUGAGAAACCAAUGGCUGCAGCUGUCUCGACCGUUGGAGCUGUCAACAGAGUACCGCUGAGCUUGAACAGCUCCACUUCCAGAGCUUCCGUACCGAGCUCUUCAUUCUUCGGCUCCAGCUUGAAGAAGGUGAAUUCUGAUUUGGUCCACCCUAGAGUAUCGAGUGGAAGUUUCAAGAUUGUCGCAGAAGUCGAUGAACAGAAGCAGACAUCCAAGGACAAAUGGGCAGGUCUCGCGUUCGACACAUCGGAUGAUCAACAGGACAUUGCCCGUGGGAAGGGAAUGGUCGAUCCCCUCUUCCAAGCUCCGAUGGGAACCGGGACUCACCAUGCCAUCAUGAGUUCCUACGACUACAUCAGUACCGGACUCCGCCAGUACAAUUUGGACAACACCAUGGGUGGGUUUUACAUCGCUCCGGCUUUCAUGGAUAAGCUCGUUGUUCACAUCACCAAGAACUUCUUGAGCUUGCCUAACAUUAAGGUUCCUCUCAUUUUGGGUAUUUGGGGAGGCAAAGGUCAGGGUAAAUCUUUCCAAUGUGAGCUUGUCUUUGCCAAGAUGGGAAUCAAUCCCAUCAUGAUGAGUGCUGGAGAAUUAGAGAGCGGAAAUGCAGGAGAGCCAGCAAAGCUGAUCAGGCAACGGUACCGUGAGGCGGCCGACAUCAUCAAGAAGGGGAAGAUGUGCUGCCUCUUCAUCAAUGAUCUUGAUGCGGGUGCCGGAAGGCUAGGCGGUACCACUCAAUAUACGGUCAACAAUCAGAUGGUGAAUGCCACUCUCAUGAACAUUGCUGAUAACCCAACAAACGUUCAGCUCCCUGGCAUGUACAACAAAGAGGAGAACCCCCGUGUUCCGAUCAUAGUCACUGGAAAUGAUUUCUCAACACUGUAUGCGCCGCUCAUCCGUGACGGUCGUAUGGAGAAGUUCUACUGGGCCCCAACAAGAGAAGAUCGGAUUGGCGUCUGCACAGGUAUUUUCAGGUCCGACAAUGUGCCCAAAGAGGACAUUAUCAAGCUCGUCGACACCUUCCCUGGCCAGUCUAUCGACUUCUUUGGUGCCCUCAGAGCACGUGUUUAUGACGAUGAAGUGCGGAAAUGGAUUGAGAGUGUCGGCGUAGAACAGAUUGGGAAGAAGCUGGUGAACUCGAAAGAAGGACCACCAACGUUCGAGCAGCCGAAGAUGACCCUUCAGAAGCUGCUGGAGUAUGGCAGCAUGUUGGUGCAGGAGCAAGAGAAUGUGAAGAGAGUGCAAUUGGCUGACAAGUACUUGAGUGAGGCCGCUCUCGGAGAUGCAAACAAUGAUGCUAUUAAGAGAGGAACAUUCUAUGGCAAAGCAGCACAGCAAGUGAAUAUACCUGUACCUGAAGGUUGCACUGAUCCAUCUGCUUUGAACUUUGAUCCGACGGCCAGGAGUGACAAUGGCAGCUGCCAAUAUUAGCUCUAUGGAUUUGGUGGGCCAUGAAAGUUAUGGGUUUUUGUUUUUUAAAGAUUGAGAGGAAUUUGUCCAACUUGUAUUCGUAUAAAUUGUUGUAAUUUUAGUCUUUAUAUGAUCUUAAUGAGAUCUUGAAAGGGCUUAGUGUU
Messenger RNA from Magnolia sinica, 1674 nucleotides. Its product is annotated as ribulose bisphosphate carboxylase/oxygenase activase, chloroplastic. The coding region runs from base 113 to 1531 and encodes 472 amino acids. Gene Ontology annotation, cellular component: chloroplast stroma; thylakoid. The record is from RefSeq and is a predicted model, not a curated record. Lineage: Eukaryota; Viridiplantae; Streptophyta; Magnoliopsida; Magnoliales; Magnoliaceae. Gene Ontology annotation, molecular function: ATP binding; ribulose-1,5-bisphosphate carboxylase/oxygenase activator activity; ATP hydrolysis activity. The transcript has 7 exons.